This is a messenger RNA of Uranotaenia lowii, 7983 nucleotides long. RefSeq lists its product as uncharacterized. Gene Ontology annotation, cellular component: nucleus. Bases 332 to 7741 code for a protein of 2469 amino acids. Gene Ontology annotation, molecular function: zinc ion binding. NCBI's taxonomy places the organism in Eukaryota, Metazoa, Arthropoda, Insecta, Diptera, Culicidae. The record is from RefSeq and is a predicted model, not a curated record. The transcript has 9 exons.
UCUUGCUUGCAAGUGAGGUUUAGAGGCACACGGCAAAGCUGAGAGAAAAAGCGAUUCAUUCGUCAGCCCAAUCCCGCACCAGACAGCAGCGCAUUGAUGUGAUGUUUGAUUGUAAUGGAUCUUCUCUAGAAUUUCUGGAUGUUCCGAUAGAUCCGGUGUAAAAUUUAAGCUCGAUUGAAUAAUAUUGCGAAGUGACCAAGUUGUACUUUUUGUGUCAGUGUUUCGUACUAGUGGUAAAACUUGAAGGAUAUGCUCCGGUGAAACAGGCAGAUGUGUGUUCUGAACUCAAGUCGUAACAAUUUUCUGCAGUGUGAUCAUCAAGAACUACAAAAUGGACUCCGCCUCUAUGAUGUAUACGGACAGUUCCUUAGUUUGUGGCGAGUCCAGAGAUUUUAAAUCCUGCCGUCUGUGCUGUUGUCCGGAUCAGCACGAAUUGGCUUUGAUCUUUCCGGAUGGCACCGAUGUUGGCAGUAAUAAAUUAUUAAUCGAAAAGAUCUACGAAUGUACAACAGUGCAGAUCGCCAACGAGGGGGUUGAUCGGAAUGCCCUGAUUUGCCAGCCGUGCGUCGCCAAAAUCGAUGACUUCUACGAAUAUCGAGAGCAAUGUAAGGCCAAUGAUGACCGAAUACGUCGUGAGGCCUCGGACCAUAUCGACAUUAAACUGGAACCGAAGGAUAUCAGCAUCGCCGACUACCAUGUCCCGAUGGAAGAUAAUGAUGAUGAUAAAACAGAAUCUUCUAGUCCAGUAAGGCUACAGGCUGGACCUUCUUCCCCCUUGAAGAAGACAAAAGCAGGCAGCAGUAGCAACGAGGUGACUUGCACAACAAAAGAAACGCUUUCUCCAGAAGGACGAAAUCUACAGAAUGAUAUCGCUUUAAUUCAACUGUCAGAUGAAAUUACAAUUAAACGAGAAACAAUCAUAGAUGAUGACAACGAUGUCUACUACAAUAGUGAUGGUGAAGCGGUGGAUGAGUCCCAGGAGAAUUCUCCCGAAAAAACUUCCUCAGGUCCCGCCGAAACAAAUUCACAAUCCUACCGAAUCAUCAUGACCGCUACCAACAGGGAGCGUUUGAUUUACAAUGGCUUUCUGUACUGUAGACAUUUUACGCGCCGUGAUGGUUCUACUCAUUGGCGCUGCCGAUUGGGAGGUUGCCAAGCAGCUGUCAAUUUGAACCUAGACAAUAACAUUGUACCGGCCAAUACGAAUAGUCACAAUCAUCCUCGUAAUGUACCGGAUGAGCUACUACUUCCUGAUCAAAUGGAAAAACAAUCAACUGACCAAAGCAUGAAGGAGAAAGUUGAUACCGAAACUUCAAUUGAACCCGAUAUGGACCAGGAUCAGCUUGAAAUUGGAUUCUCAGAAACAGAAGCAGUAACUAUUGCAGCGGAUAGUAUACGAAUUGUUCCAAAUAAAAAAGGAGGCGAAACGUUGAUCCACUUGGGAUUCAAAUACUGCAAACGAUAUGUCAGAGUUGAUGGAUCGAUGUACUGGAAAUGUAGAUCCAACAGCAAUAAGUGUCAUGCUGGACUGUACGUCUACUCUGAAAACAAAGUAAGGUAUCACGGCGAGCAUAAUCACGAUCAGGUUGUUGAAGGUGAUGAAGAUUUCGAUAACGAAAAUUCAGCUGAUAGAGAGGAUGAUUUGACGCAUCGUUUUAUUAUCGACGAAGAUGUUGAGGAAGAUGGAGAGAACCAAGCUUAUGGUGAUGAUAUUGCUUCUCUAUUAGAAGUAAUGAUGCCAGAAGAUCGGCGGCAAAGUUCACAAGAGUACGAAAUUACUACUAAUGCUAAGGGACGAGAAUGCCUUAUUCAUGAGGGCCACCAAUAUAGUAAAGAUCGAGAACGUUCGGAUGGAGCAUCGCUUUGGCGUUGUCGUAGAAAUUACGAUAAAUGCCGUUCGUUGGUAAUUGUUCAUCCAAAUGGUCGAAUAGAGAGCAGUGGCGAGCAUCGUCACGAAACAGACAAAAGGUUCCUUGAGCGACAAGAAAAUGGCACUGGUAGCCGGUUGUUCCGCAUAACUAAAAACCAAAGAGGAAACGACGCUCUUGUUUUUGAUGGUCAUCGUUUUAGCAAAGAAUGGUGUCGUGUCGAUGGUUCUAUUAUUUGGAGAUGUUCAUACAAAAGUGGGAUGUGUCGAAAUAAAGUAGUUUUGUACAAAGAUGGUUUAGUUCAUCGAAUGGGUGCGGAACCAGAUCACAAUCAUGAACAGACCGAACCAUCGAUAACAGAGCCAUAUUUCCCAGAAGAAGAAGUGGAAUUUGUGGAUGAUGCUCUGAUAACACCAGUCAAAACCUCUCCCGCACCGAAAGUUUGGAUUCCACCACACCCUUCGGUACACAACUCUAAUUUCACUGUUGAACAGCAAACAACAGGCGGCUAUCGUAUUACUAAAAAUCGCAAAGGAUUUGAAGCACUGGUGUACGAAGGUUAUCGUUAUUGCAAGAUACGAAUCCGACAAGAUGGAUCCAUAAAAUGGCUUUGCAAAAUGAACAAAAAAACGUGUAGAGCUGCGGUGGAUUUGUUCCCUGAUGGGUCAAUCGCUAAAAUUGGAGAUUACGAACAUAAUCAUGAAAAACCUACGGAUAUAGAUGCACCUGAUGAAGAUGACGAACUAGAAAUGGUAGCGUCCACCAGUUCAGAUAAAUCUACAUAUCCUAUAGACCCAGAAGUAUUUGGAAACAGCCAGUGGUACUAUGUUAAAAAUAGCAAAAAUGGAAUAAGUAUGAUCCAUGCAGGCUAUCGAUACACAAAGAAGUGCGAACGUGUCGACGGGACUUCACUCUGGCGUUGUUCCGGGGCCCAAAGAGGGUGCAAAGCCGGUGUCAUUCUGUUUCCCAACGAUACCCUUGCAAUGGUUGAAAAUGCUGAACAUACCCAUAAACCCGGAGAAAUAGCAAAAUCUACUGGUUCUGGUGGAGUUCCUGGAGGUCGUUCAUCAGAUGUGAUCGAAAUAUCUGAACAGGACGAAGAUCAAGCAGAAGAUUCGGAAAUGAAUAUGCAUUCGCUACUGCAAACAGUUUUAGGAACCGGCGAAGUGAAUUGGAUGGGAGGCGAAGGUGAUCAUGAUCAAUCGGGAGUAGAAACUGUUUGGUAUAACAGCGCCACCGAUCGUCCAUACCCCCGACCUGCAACAGGAAUGCCAAAUUUCAAAAUUAUCAAAAACCGCCGUAAUACAGAUAGCUUAGUAUAUCGAGGGUAUAGGUAUUGUAAAAUGAGAGAUCGCGUUGAUGGGUCCAUUUUGUGGGCUUGUCAAAUGAACAAAAAGACUUGCAAAGCUGCUGUGAACUUGACCACUGAUGGAUUGAUUGAAGUACUUAACGGACAACACAAUCACGAACAGACAGAUGCCUAUAAUCCUCUCAGUUUCUCAGAAGUUUCGACAGCAAAUACUUCAAAGCUAUCAGAUACACAUGUUGAUCUUACACUGGAAGAGCCUACAGAAGAAACAGUGGUCAAAAAUCCAAUCAGUGUUCCAGUUAAGCAUCCCGAUUACUAUUUCAGCAUUAAUAAAAAUAAUCGUGAAUGUUUGAUUCACAAGGGCUACCGAUUCCGUUUUCAGAGCGAUCGGCCUGAUGGCUCGUCUGUAUGGCGUUGCUCAAUGGGUGGAAACACUUGCAUGACCGUGUGCACCUUACUCGCCGAUGGUACUCCGGAAAUAGGUUCAUUCAAGCACAAUCAUCAGCCCUUGAAAGAGUUGCCUCCAGCGGUUGAUCGAGUUACUAAACCUCUUCCAGUAGUAAACACAAAAGCUGCUGAAACUUCUGAUACACAAAGUAGUAUAUUUAAUCGCCAAGGCGACCAAUUAGAAUGGAAUGGAUUCCACUAUCGUAAAAUUAAAGAAUUACCUGACAAUUGCAUUAUUUGGAUAUGCCAGGUUGACAGUUGCCGUGUAGCCGUCAAAAUGCUACCAAAUAAACGGCUCAAAAUGCUAAGCGAGUCCGAGCACAACCAUACCGCUGCAGGACAAUUGAAGAUGCCGAGUUCUGCAGCAAAUCAGAUAAAACCCUCAACAUCUGUCGAUGCCUCUGCUUCUGGUUCUGGCAGAAGUCGAAGCUAUCGAUUGUUUAAAAAUCAAAGGGGUCAAAUGACAUUGCUAUAUCAAGGUUAUCGCUAUUCUAUAAGGAAUCGUAAUCAAGAUGGAAGCUCGUCAUGGAAGUGUCGAGCUAAUGCUAGUUGUGGAGUCGUUAUAUAUCUUUUAAGAGAUGAUCGAAUUGUAUUAGGAGGGGGUAGUAAAGAACACAAUCAUCCCCCGAAUUUUUCGUCAACUAAAAAGUUAGAAGCAGUCCAACAAUCUAAAGUUAAUCCUCUUUAUGACUAUCUCAAUAUCGUACCCGGCGGACAUCCUCAACAGAAUUCUGAACAGUCCUCCGAACAACAGGAUACUACAAAGGCCGUUGUUUCCCAAAUAGCUCAUGUUCCUUCCUCGGACUCCAACUAUUAUGGAAGAAAUGUGAUUGAACACAAGGGUUUCUACUACAAAUUGGUUGUGAGAAAAAAGAAUGGACGCGAGUACUGGCGUUGUGUGCAUUUUAGAACAAGGUCAUGUAGAGCUGCAUUAUUCUGUCGUGACAAUGGCACUGUCAUAACUUCGAGUAAUGGCAAAGGGCACUCUCAUAAACUUGCCGAUGCUAAGCCAGCGCCUCAAGUACCCCCUUCGAACAAACCAUCUAGCGUGUCAAUACUGGACCCAUUGCGAACAGAAGUUCAACCUUCUCCGCCGGACGAAGUUCAGUUAACUGCGGUUGAUGAAGAACGGUACAUCGACCAUGGAGAUUAUGUAAUAGCUAAAAAUCGAAAAGAUCAAAACACACUUAUCUACAAAGAUAGACGAUACUAUUUAACCUACAACCGCAGUGACGGUUCCGCUGUUUGGCGAUGUGCUCAUCGCAAACGAUAUAAAUGUUAUGCCUAUGUGCGAUUGCGACCAGAUGGACGUUUGCUGAGCACCGGCGACCACGAGCAUUCACACUCUUUGACAGGAGAACAAACUAAUUCCGCCUCCAUACAGAAGCAGCCAACCAAAGAAACUCUAAACUAUCGAAUUGUUAAGAAUCGCAUGGGCAACGACAUUUUACUUCAUGAUAGUCACAGAUUUAGGCUUAAUUAUCAAAGAAAUGAUGGAACAUCCCAUUGGCGCUGCAUUUGGGCCAGAAGUAAUCAUUGUUCUGCUGGCGUUUAUGUGCUUGCGAAUGGCAGUCUUAAAAAUGCAGCAAAUGAAGCACAAAUUAUUCAUAAUCAUCCACCGCCUAGCGUAGUUAAGAAGGCAGCGGCCGAAGCAAAAGCAUUAGAGCAAGUUGUAGCACAAAUUCCUAUAAAACUUGAACCGCAAGCUGAAAACACGGACAGUAUUCGUACAAUUCCGGAAAAUGAAGGAAUAACAGAUUAUAAAUUUAUUGAGGAAGGUACCAAUAAGAUUCUGGUUUGCCGGGGUUAUCGCUAUUGGUAUACCUGGAUCAGAAAAGAUGGUAGCAUUUACUACCGAUGCUCAGAAGUAAAAACACAACAAUGUCCAAUGGGAAUACUGUUGUUAUCGAAUGGUAAUUUGAUUCGCGCAAACGAAAGCUGCCAUAAUCAUGACCCAACGUUUAAUGAACAUUUAGAAGAAGAGUUUCUGGGUUUCCCAUCUGAAACACAAUCCCAGAGCCAGCUUGUAAACGCAGAGGAACAGCAACAACUUUUUGAAAAUCCUCCUUUGAACGUUCCUGAGGAUGGUGACACGGAUUAUAAAAUAGUGAAAACGACUCGCGGUGAAACAUUACUAUAUAAAGGAUACCGCUACUGGGCUAAGAAUCGCUUAGCUAAUGGAAUUGUUUCACUAUGCUGCACUCGUAAAAAAUUAAAACAGUGUCCUGCUGUCUUGCGUCUUCUACCAAAUAGCCGUAUUGUUGAUCCCAUAGGAGCCGGUCAUACACAUCCCCCAAAUAAUGAAAGUGCACUUGGCCCUGAAUGGCAAGUGGUUGGAUUUUCAGCACCUACGAUAGCAAAAACAUCAACAUCGAGCUCUACAGUUGACACAACAUCUUUAACCGUUGUUGCUAAAGCAAAACCUUCCGAACCUAAACUUCCACCGUUAUCAUUCAACGAGGAUUCCGAUGACGAUGCCGAAUCCGGUGACGAAUCAAUCAUUGGUUCUAGAAGAUAUAUCUUCAUGAAAAGUACCGCUCAAAGGAAUUUUAUUGUUUUUGAGGGUUUCGUGUAUGAUUUUGAGCACAAACAACACGAUGGAUGUGUAUUCUACCGUUGUAAAUCCAACGAAGCUUGUCCGGCUUCCCUUAUGCUUCUUACCAAUGGUCGUGUAAUGAACAUGGACGAUACCUUACACAUUCAUAAUAAACCUGACCUCUCUAAUUUCCGUCACGUUGGUCGGGGAUCGAAAGAAUUCAAAAUUGUGCAAAAUAAGAACGGGAGCAAUAUUUUGGUCCACCGUGGCCACCGAUACACUACGCCAAGAGCAAAAACUGAUGGUGCAGGAAUUUGGUACUGUCAUACCUAUGUUCCGGAUCUCAACCGUCGAUGUUAUGUUCCGAUCGAGCUUCUACCAAAUGGACGAGUGGCACCCGUAAACGACAAAAAUCAUUAUCAUAGCGCUCCUUUCAAAACAAAACACGAAUCGGGUGAAACAUCCUCUUUCAUCGAGCCAAAUACCAAUGACGCCAAAGUUGACAACAAGAUGCUGCUGCUUGGUGGAUACAGAUAUAAUUAUUGCAGUAAAAAAGAGGAUGGCGCGGUUCUUUGGAAAUGCGCUAAAAAGACAUGUAAUGCAUCCAUGUACCGUCUAAAUGAUGGUAAAAUCAUCAAAGGAGCUGAUCAUAAUCAUCAGAAAGAUGAAAGUGGCCAACCGAUUGCUACCGGAAGUAAAAGAAAGUUUAGUGAAAUAGAUAACGAACCAAAGGUCUCUAGUCCCAUCGUCAAAAAAAGCCAUGUUAAACCAACCACAUCGGCGAAGAAAACUCCUCGCCUGGGUGAUUGCUCUGACAAGCGCAAUCCGUAUAUUGGCCAAGCGAUCAUCAACGACGGUUUUCGGUAUACUUACUACCUGAGGAAAAAAGACGGCACGGAAUACUGGCGAUGUUGUCGACGACAAGUACUAAAAUGUCGAGGCGGAGUAUAUCGACAUGUAGACGGAAGUCUUGUACCUGCUAAUGAUGAAGGUCAUUCUCACGAACCUGAAUAUUCUGCAGAGAUCAACUCUGUACCAGAAACUUAUACAGCGGACGACUUAUACCAGGAUAAUGAUGGAACCGAGCAAGAACCAGAAGUAGUAGAAAUACCACAAGUAGAAGAAGAUGGUUCUUACGACUAUGAACUGAUCGAUGUGAAAGGCAAAAAACGUGGUUUUUAUUUGAUCCACAAAGGUGCAAUGUUCGUUUCUGGACACACUAGAAGGGACCGGGCGAGAUACUAUCGCUGUCGUACGGUUGGAUGCAAAGUAGCCAUGAUGCUGUUAAGGAACGGAUUGUUAGUACCAUCGAAUGAACACACUCACGACUGUCAAAACGCUGUUAAAGUCGGUGAUACUACUGAUGCUACAGUUGACGAAGAACAGAAAGAUGAUGAUGAACAAGAAGAUGACGAAACAACAGCAACAUCACCAAGCUCGCAUAAAUCAAAGCUUCUAUCUGAAGCUAUGGCGGAUGAAGAUUCAACAACCGUAACAGCACAGGAAGAGGAAUCUGUAACAAAUGGUAGUAGCGCAUCUACAAACGAUACGGUCGUAGAGUUGAAGGCAGAGGAAUGCUGAACAGUAAAAAAAUCAACAAUAACCGUACUUACUUGAAAUACUAAUGAUAUCACUAUUGGCUCAGUAACUAAAGCUCUAAAUGAAAAAAAAUACAUAUUACCAUUUUCAUUAUUUGAAAUCUUCUUGGAACAAAGCAAGUAUUUAUUCACCCAUUAUUGUAAACAUUUUGCAGACCGUUGAUGUAAUUUCUAUUGAUGUAGUUGUCAAGUCAAAAUAAAAAUGUAUCAUUAAAAUAGCUAAAA